This is a messenger RNA of Galleria mellonella (greater wax moth), 3145 nucleotides long. It is a transcript of the gene pav, whose product is annotated as kinesin-like protein KIF23. Gene Ontology annotation, molecular function: ATP binding; microtubule binding; ATP hydrolysis activity. Gene Ontology annotation, cellular component: microtubule; kinesin complex; nucleus. The record is from RefSeq and is a predicted model, not a curated record. The coding region runs from base 219 to 2840 and encodes 873 amino acids. The transcript has a single exon. Lineage: Eukaryota; Metazoa; Arthropoda; Insecta; Lepidoptera; Pyralidae. Gene Ontology annotation, biological process: microtubule-based movement.
AGACAGCUUUAUAUAAAACGCUUUAAUAAAAAGGGAUAACAUCGCGAACCGGUACCUACAUAAUUUAUCUAAUUUAAGUAGUCAAUUUUAUUUUACAACUGACUGUUUUAUUUGACGGUGACCGUUGCUUUGAAAAAGUUUCGUUUACCCGAAUGCUUGUUGUGAACUAAAUACGCGAGAAAUAGUAUUUUUAGUGAAGUUACAUUUUAGACGUGACAAUGAAGUCGGCAAAAUCUAAACAGAGACUGAACGAAAUGCGAACGCCGGCUCGAAGUAAGCAAAAUCUAGUGAGUGGAGAUCGUGAUCCUGUCUACGUAUUUUGCCGUCUUCGACCUAUGCAAAGGGAUGCUGAUGUGCCUUGUGUAAAGAUAUUAUCCCCUACUACAGUUCUAAUGUCCCCACCAUCAACUGCAUUGAGUUAUAGAAAUGAAAAUAACAAAACGAUGAAGUACACUUUCAAGGAAGUAUUCCCGCCCGAAACUUCUCAACAAGAAGUUUUUGAUAAAGUAGCUUUGCCAUUAGUGGAAGGUUUGAUCAAAGGAAAAAAUGGUCUACUAUUCACUUACGGUGUUACUGGCAGUGGAAAGACAUUUACCAUGACGGGAGAGCCAAACAACUGUGGCAUAUUGCCACGGUGUUUAAACAUAAUUUUUAAGACGAUUAACGACUAUCAAGCACACAAAUACGUGUUUAAACCAGAUAAAAUGAAUAUGUUCGAUAUUCAAACCGAGGCUGAAGCCAUGUUGGAAAGACAACAGGAGUUGCACAAAUUUAAAAGUGGAAGAAAAAAUAAUUCAAAUCCUGAUUUGGCUAUGUCAUCCACAGAUAUCACAAAAAUUGAAGGGCUCAAUGAAGAUAAUCAAUAUGCUGUUUUCGUAACAUAUGUUGAAAUCUACAACAAUAGUGUCUUUGAUUUAUUGGAAGAUGGUCCACCGAUAACUAAAAAUUUACCUGUGAAAAUAAUUCGAGAAGAUGGGUCUCAUAACAUGUAUGUACAUGGUGUGACUGAGAUAGAGAUAAAGUCUGCUGAUGAAGCGUUUGAUGCUUUCUAUCUUGGUUUGAAACGAAAAAGAAUGGCACACACAAAUUUAAAUGCCGAAUCAAGUAGAAGCCAUUCAGUGUUCACAAUUAGACUGGUGCAGGCACCAGUAGAUGCGGAAGGUGAAGCUGUGAUACAGAAUAAGAAAUUUCUUUCAGUUAGCCAACUAAGUUUGGUUGAUUUAGCUGGCAGUGAAAGAACAAAUAGAACUAAGAAUACUGGACAGAGAUUAAGGGAAGCAGGUAAUAUAAACAAGUCUUUAAUGACACUCAGAACAUGUCUUGAACUUUUAAGAGAAAAUCAGAUCAGUGGUGCUAAUAAUAUGGUUCCAUACAGAGAGUCAAAGAUCACUCAUCUGUUUAAAAAUUUCUUUGAAGGCGAAGGUCAAGUACGUAUGAUUGUUUGUGCUAAUCCAAGAGCUGAAGAUUACGAUGAAACACUUCAGGUUAUGAGGUUUGCUGAAUUAGCUGCUGAAGUAGAAGUCACUAAGGCACAAGUUACAGACAUUGGUGCAACUAUUGGUCUUAUGUCUGGUAGACGUAAAGCUAAUAGAUUAUUUACAACAGCAAAGGAAAAUUUGGCUAGACCUGAAGCAAGGGAUCUAGAAUUAGAUUUAGGACUGGUUUACAGCCUGGGGCCAGAUUUCCCCAAUUUAGAACUGAAGAGUGCACAAGCUGCUCAUAUUACUAAGGAAUUAAUGGCUCAUUUAGAAAUGAGAAUUAAUAGGAGAGAAGCAUUAAAAAGAAGUAAGGCUUUAAAAGAUGAAAGGUUUAGGUCUUCAUUAUUGGAAUUAGAAAAAGAAACAUUAGAAUUAAGAAGUGAAAACCUAUCUUUACGUGGGCAGUUGAAUGCUGCAGAACAAAGGAUAAGAGCUUUGGAGGACCGUCUUACAGCUACUGAAAAUGCAUCAUUAACUAAUCAAAGAAAGUUAACUGAGAUUACUGAAUACACAUCACAAUUGAAAAGAGAGUUACAAGAAAAAGAUCUGCUAUUAAACCAGAAUAAAUUAGAAAAAGAAAAGCAAAAGAAGAUUCUGGAACGAAAAUAUAACAAUAAAAUUGCUGCCGAACAUGAAAAAGCUAGAGAGAUCCAUUCUGAGAAUGAGCGAUUGAAAAAUGCUAAGAAGGAGCAGGAGAAGAUACUGAUGGUCAUAGACCAAGCUCUAAAAGGUGAUCGCGGAGAUAAUGUUGAUUAUCCAAAGAGUACAGGCGAUGUGGCAGCUCAGACCACCCGAGACUUUACACCUGGGUCAACGCCGAGAGCACUUCCUGCUCACUUGUUAACACCAUUCAGUGCAGCUCAGACUAGAGACACUCCAGCUUCGUCACGUCGCGGUAUCGCAGUUGCGAACCCCAGACAUAGACGAUCCUUGUCCGCAGAUGGUCGAGGAUGGGUGGAGCAUGCUCCUAACAAGAUAGUUCCAAUGGGUACAGUCAUGAAGCCAAGUAUAGUCAACAGCAAAAUUGUUAACAAACUUAAAAGUGUUAAGGACAUUGCUAAUUCGAAGACUUCCAAGUAUUGUUUGAUAUCACAAGAGCAGGAUACAGAUGGAGAGCUAGAGACUAAACUUUAUAAAGGUGAUGUUGUACCCACUUGUGGUGGUGGAGCUCAAGUUAUAUUCAAUGAUGUUGAGAUGCUUAAACAGUUUUCUCCUACAAGAGAAUCAAACCAGUCGAACCGUACUUCUGGGCCUUCCUGUGCUCGGCACUCCAGCAAGAAAAGAGAUACAACUCAUUCUCCCCCACAGACACCAUCCAAUGCAAGUAAAAAGCAAAGAAUAAUAAUGUUAGAUGACGAUUAAUUUAAUUUAAUUUUUUGACUAAUUGUAACACAUUAAUACACAUAAUAUCAAUUUCUUUUUGAGUAUAAUGUACAAAUUAUGUACCUUUGAUUGCUUAAUUUAUAAGUUUCUGGGCAUUAUGCCUUUAAAGUGUCUAUUAUUCAAUCAUAAUUGUAAAGUUCUUGUAUUGUUGUAUAAUUAAAUGUCUUAAAAAUAUUUUUAUUGUAUUGGUAUUUGUAGAUAAUUUUUUUUUUUUAUACAACUUAGAAUGGCAAACAAGCUGACGGUCUACCUGAUGGAAAGUGAUAACCGUCGCCUAUAAACAU